This is a messenger RNA of Psylliodes chrysocephalus, 1002 nucleotides long. The record is from the annotation of a GenBank genome assembly. Lineage: Eukaryota; Metazoa; Arthropoda; Insecta; Coleoptera; Chrysomelidae.
AUAAAACAAAGAAGUGUCUCGAUAUUAUUUAGUUUUCAAAUGUUAUUGUUAAUGUGAUACUUAGUUUUCGCUCAUUACUUAGACAACGCUUUAAUUUGUGAACUGUUAAAAAAUGUUACACGCUGAAAAUGAAUAUACCUACGAACGAAUAACAGAAAUAAAAGAUUUUAUAAAAAGCAAAUGUGACAUUGAUCCAAAAGUUGGAAUAAUAUGUGGAACUGGAUUAGGCUCUAUCGGAGAACUCAUAACAGAUGCAUUUAUUUUGGAUUACAAAAACAUCCCUUAUUUUCCAAUUAGCACUGUAGAAGGACACAAAGGAAGACUUAUAUUAGGGUACAUAAAAACCGUACCAGUCAUCUGUAUGCAAGGCAGAUUCCAUUACUAUGAAGGCUACUCUCUAUCAAAAUGUGUAAUGCCCGUGAGAUUGAUGAAGCUCCUAGGGGUUACCCAUUUGAUAGCAUCAAACGCAGCCGGUGGUUUAAAUCAGGAUUUCAAAAUCGGAGAUAUAAUGCUGCAAAAAGAUCACGUUAAUGUAAUGGGGUUUUCCGGUAAUGGGCCAUUGGUGGGUUUGAACGAUUUAAGAUUUGGACCCAGGUUCUUUUCUAUGGUCAACGCGUACGACGUUGACUUACUAGAAAGUGCUAAGAAGAUUGCCGAAGAACUGGGAUUAAAGAACAUAAAGGAAGGCGUAUACACUUGCGUAGGUGGCCCCACCUAUGAAACGGUAGCCGAAGUACGCGCUUUAAGGUCCAUGGGCAUCGAUGCUGCGGGAAUGUCAACCGUUCACGAAGUAACAACUGCAAGACACUGCGGGAUGCGAUGUUUCGCAUUCAGUUUAAUCACCAACAUUUGCCCAAUCGAUUAUAGUACUGCCGUAGAAUCGGAAAUACAUUCAAAUGAUGUUAUUGAAGUUGCCAUGUCGAAAGAUAAGGAUUUGAAGUUGUUUGUUGAACGUAUUGUGCAGUUUAUUGGCAAAAAUGAUUUGAAUAGUGUGAAAUAAAG